Messenger RNA from Anolis carolinensis (green anole), 1033 nucleotides. It is a transcript of the gene hps4, whose product is annotated as HPS4 biogenesis of lysosomal organelles complex 3 subunit 2. Gene Ontology annotation, cellular component: cytoplasmic vesicle; BLOC-3 complex; lysosomal membrane. Lineage: Eukaryota; Metazoa; Chordata; Lepidosauria; Squamata; Anolidae. Gene Ontology annotation, biological process: protein targeting; melanosome assembly. Gene Ontology annotation, molecular function: small GTPase binding; guanyl-nucleotide exchange factor activity. The record is from RefSeq and is a predicted model, not a curated record.
GUCCAUUCGAAGGAGGAUCUGGGCCGCGAAUGGGACAAAUACAUUGAAUGUCUUCUCCGCAACACGAGCGAUCUUCACCGCAUCUUCAACUCCUUGUGGGCCUUGGAUAAAACAAAAGUCGAACCCCUUUUGUUGCUGAAAGCAGCCCUGAUUCUGCAAAGUUGCCAAAGGGUCACCCACGUUUUGGGAGGAUGCAUCCUCUUCCGCGGCCUGGUCGUCAGCACUCAACUUCCUCCCGACCUCACCGCAAAGGUCAUGAUCCAAGACCAGGAAGAGGAAAUACAGGAAGGUCAAUUACCUCCCGGCGUCCGGAUACUUCCUGUUUUCCUCUCCAAACAGGAAGUGGCCGACCUCCGUGACCUCGCCCUCGAAUGGACUUCCGGAGAGCAAGAGGUCAAUGUCGAGGGCUCCUCCCCUUUGACCCCGGAUGACCCUUGCCCCGGAAGUGACCCCUCUUCCUCUUCCUGUUCCUUGGAGCGAAUAACCUUGUACGUCCAUUGUGUCCGGAGCGUGACCCUUGCCCUUUUGGCCGAAGAAACUUUCAGUGACCCCGAAAGCGUGUUCCAGAGCAGCUUGGCGUCAUUGAACGGGCUGGAGGUCCAUUUGCGUGAGACCCAGAUCCAAGAUGGCCGCCCCCACGCCAAGGCCCCGCCCUCCUACACCUUCGGCCAUUUUGACUCCACCCAGAGGAUCCUCACCAGCAACUUCCUGCCUUGGGACCGCCCCUUCCUGCGUGCCGCCAGCCGCAUCCACGACAAUUUCGAGCAAGUUUCCUCCGCCUCCGAAAUCUCCGUCAGGAGUCCUGGUUGCUCUGCUUUUGCGCUGCGAGGUCCGCUCUUGCUCCAGGAAGCCUAUUAUUUCCCCGCCGGACCCCCGAAUUUGCCGACCUCCGGUCCCGGCCCGUCCUCGUCUUUUGGGGGUCCGGACCCCAAGGACCCCCUUUUCCUUUUGCCCGGAAAAGCCAAGCAGAAGCUCCUCAAACACGGGUUCAACCUCCUCUGAAAAACCCUCAAUAAAAAUAUUAUUAUUCUUA